Brassica napus (rape) is the source of this 1225-nucleotide messenger RNA. Its product is annotated as peroxidase 49. Lineage: Eukaryota; Viridiplantae; Streptophyta; Magnoliopsida; Brassicales; Brassicaceae. Gene Ontology annotation, biological process: response to oxidative stress; hydrogen peroxide catabolic process. Bases 72 to 1067 code for a protein of 331 amino acids. The record is from RefSeq and is a predicted model, not a curated record. The transcript is spliced from 4 exons. Gene Ontology annotation, molecular function: heme binding; peroxidase activity.
CCUCCCCCUCUUGCUUCAUAUCACUUCUCAUCACAAAGUCUUCUCAUCUCUUCAUCUUCUCGUCAAACAUAAUGGCAGGACUCAGUAGCUCUCUCUUUGUUCUUUCUCUCCUUUGCGUUCUCCCUCUUUACCUCUGCCAACAGAGCUACGGAGGCAAACUAAACCCUGGUUACUACGCACAUUCAUGCCCGCAAGCCGGAGAGAUCGUGAGAUCAGUUGUAGCUCAAGCUGUUGCUAGAGAAACCCGUAUGGCCGCUUCAUUGAUGAGACUUCAUUUCCACGACUGCUUCGUUCAGGGUUGUGAUGGCUCUUUGCUUCUAGAUAGCAGUGGGAGGAUAGUGAGUGAGAAAAGCUCCAACCCUAACAGCAAAUCAGCUCGUGGAUUCGAAGUAGUUGACCGGAUCAAAGCUCAACUUGAGAAACAAUGCCCUGGAACUGUCUCUUGUGCUGAUAUUCUAACCCUAGCUGCUAGAGACUCCUCUGUUCUUACUGGUGGACCAAGCUGGAUGGUCCCAUUGGGAAGAAGAGAUUCAAGAAGUGCAAGCUUGAGCGGUUCGAACAACAACAUCCCUGCACCAAACAACACGUUCCAGACCAUCCUCAGCAAGUUUAAUCGUCAAGGACUUGAUGUCACCGACCUUGUCGCUCUCUCCGGGAGUCACACUAUUGGAUUCUCGAGAUGCACAAGUUUCAGACAGAGGCUAUACAACCAGUCCGGAAACGGUCGUCCAGACAUGACAUUGGAACAAUCAUUCGCUGCUAACUUGCGUCAAAGGUGUCCAAGAUCCGGAGGGGACCAGAUUCUCUCGGUGCUGGACAAGGUCAGCCCGGCGAAGUUCGACAACAGCUACUUCAAGAACUUGAUGGAGAACAUGGGGUUGUUGAACUCGGACCAGGUUCUGUUCAGCAGCAAUGAUAAAUCGAGAGAUCUUGUAAAGAAGUAUGCAGAGGAUCAAGGAGAGUUUUUCGAGCAGUUUGCCGAGUCGAUGAUCAAGAUGGGAAACAUCUCUCCCUUGACCGGUUCGAGUGGUGAAAUCAGGAAGAAUUGCAGGAAGAUAAACUCUUGAAUUCAUGAUAUGAGUAAAAUGUUUUUGAGGGGAAGAAAAUGUGUGACACUUGUUUACUUUGUGUGUUUUUUUUUCAUGUCAUUUGAAGUUUCUGAGGUGUGUUAUUUUGAUUUUGUGUUAAGAUAAGAAAAAAGAUUAUUAGGGAAUAUUUUAAAAUA